GCGGCUUUCCGUUAUUACCGGAAGUGUUUGUGUUGCUGCUGGUUGCGCAGUGUGUUCAAACAAGCAGCUUCACAGUUAACACUUUUAUCAUCUAACGUGGACUAAAUUGAGAUUUAAACAUGUCAGGGGGAACCCGCUUGGAGAACGCGAACCCGGUGAUCUUCCAGCGGUCCGGGGAGAGGCUGCUGACGGCGACCGACGAGGAUGAAGACGUCCAUGAUCCGAUCGACGACAGAGAAAUAUUCGAUCUGAUCAGAUCCAUCAACGACCCGGAGCAUCCUCUGUCUCUGGAAGAGCUCAACGUCGUGGAGCAAAUCAGAGUCAAGGUUAACGAUGCAGAGAGCACUGUGGGCGUUGAGUUCACUCCCACAAUCCCCCACUGCAGCAUGGCGACGCUCAUCGGCCUGUCAAUCAAAGUCAAGCUGCUGCGCUCCCUGCCUGACAGGUUCAAGAUCGAUGUCCACAUCACUCCUGGGACUCACGCCUCAGAGGAAGCAGUGAACAAACAGCUGGCAGACAAAGAAAGAGUCGCAGCUGCUCUGGAGAACUUGUCGCUGCUGGAGGUGGUGAACCAGUGUCUGUCCACCAGGAACAUCUGAGCAGCCAAUCAUCUUCGUCAUCCUCUAUUUUCACUCACUUAUUAUUGCAACAGAUUAUUUCUGCUCAGCCAAAUAUGUCUUGCCCUUCUUUUGACUACUGAGAUUUAUUUGCAGCGAUACUUGACACAGCCUCAACUGAUAAUGGCGACAAAACAAAGUCAGUUCUAGUGUUUUUCUGGACAAAAGUCCAGAGAAUCUGUUACACAUAACAGAACUUUGGGUUCAUCAGUGUUAAAAACAUGAGAUCAUUCAGAGUAAUUCCUGUUUUUUAUAUUACAAAAUCUGUAUGAUAAAAUAUACAAUGCAUUAUUUUUAGAAUGACAUUUGGAAUCUGAUGAAAAUCCUCAUCUGUAUAUAACAUUAAUGCUUUUAAUUUUAUUUAAAAAAUGUACAGAUGAUUAAUUAAAUUUACAUGAAGAUA
Messenger RNA from Acanthopagrus latus (yellowfin seabream), 1020 nucleotides. It is a transcript of the gene ciao2b, whose product is annotated as cytosolic iron-sulfur assembly component 2B. The transcript is spliced from 5 exons. Gene Ontology annotation, cellular component: cytosolic [4Fe-4S] assembly targeting complex. The record is from RefSeq and is a predicted model, not a curated record. Bases 120 to 599 code for a protein of 159 amino acids. Gene Ontology annotation, biological process: iron-sulfur cluster assembly. Lineage: Eukaryota; Metazoa; Chordata; Actinopteri; Spariformes; Sparidae.